GGCACGAGAUAAAUACUGGUAGGGCGCACGCGGCAGGCUGCCGUCUCUGUCACCUGAUGUCGCAUGCAAGCCAGCCACGCGAGGCCAGCACCAGCGUCGUUUUGGCGAGUAACAGAGCAAUGAUCGCCAGAAACCUACAUAAAACUUGGCUGGCAGGCAGGUAAAUGCCGUGUGUAUGUGUGUCCUUCGACGAAUGUUAACCUGCAGCUAUGUCUGCGUGCUGCUUGAUGUCGACAGACUCUUUUGUAGAUAGUGGAGAAAGCAUCAGCACCAGCAGCGGUUUUGACGAUCGUACCGAUGGCGGCGGAAGCGCAGAACCACUUUCGCUAGCAGCGGCUGGACCCUCCCAUCCCUUUCCCUUUGCAAGCGGGCUGCUGGACAGUGAGGAUAAGUGGUUGAAGCAUGCGGAAGAAGCCGUUAGCAAAUAUCACAGAAGCCAGUACCAGCAUCAGAAUCAGCAAUGGGAUCGGACCAAGGAGACGAUGGACCAAAUACCACGAAUACAACAAAAUACAACACAACUGAAAGCAAAAGACGACUGUACUACAGCCUCUUUUUCGAUCGCGGACCGUCGUCCACUCUCGCCGCAUUUCUCUCCAACCAAAACCCCACAGCAAAACAGAUAGUCUCGCCGUAGAUCAGUACCGAUGCCCACCUACCAAAAGUGGACAGAGGGGGGCUGCUGGAGCUAGACAAGGGCCUGUGAGCCCCCCAAAGGCAGUCCCCUGCAAAGUAUCGAGCGCGUGGCAAAUAGCGCCCCCGAGAAGAAACGGUUGGCGCUGGCUAGUUUAGCAGCGUCGUAUUUCCCAUUUUUUUCUUCUUUUUGCUGUGUGUCUGUUACAAAAAACACGUUGCUUUUUU
Molecule: messenger RNA, 861 nt
Organism: [Torrubiella] hemipterigena
Lineage: Eukaryota; Fungi; Ascomycota; Sordariomycetes; Hypocreales; Clavicipitaceae
Source: the annotation of a GenBank genome assembly